This is a messenger RNA of Paramecium pentaurelia, 5901 nucleotides long. Lineage: Eukaryota; Ciliophora; Oligohymenophorea; Peniculida; Parameciidae. The record is from the annotation of a GenBank genome assembly.
AUGGAUAAAGAACAAGCAUUGCCAACUCUGUAAUAAUAGGAGAAAGAACUUGAAAAGAAGCGUACAAAACAAGGCUUGGAUUAACAUUUCAAAUUAUUUAAUGAUCUCUUGAAAUUAAAAUAUGCCUCAUACACAAAGACAGCAUUAAUGCUAAUUAUAGCAUUUAUCCAUCACUUUCUCAGUUAAAUAAGAUAGUACUUAAAUAACUAUAUUCAGAUAUAAGAGCUUAAUAAAUAUUCAUUAUUAAACUGAAUCAACUAUCCUUGAUUAAAUGAUUGACUUUUGUACUUAUUUUGACAUCCAAGGCUUGUUAAGAUAAGAUAUUACAAUUAAUUACAUAAUGCUCUCAGUUUUUUUAUUAGCGACAAUAGGAAAUACAAUUCUCUAUUUCAUUCUUUAUAUAUUAUAAGGAGAUGAUUUUAGAGUUCGUAAGAGAUUUUUAGGGAAGGUAAAUUGAUGAGUUUGUAUGUAGAAAUUUGUAUAAUUAUGUGAAUGGUAUGUGUGGUUAUUACAUUAUCCAGCAAUGAUUGUGUUUUUUGAAAAUAUAGUUUGUGGACCUACAAUAGAUUGUACAAAAACAUCAGUAAGAGAUAUAAUAAUAUCUUUAUCUGUGAUAGGGUAAUUUAUAUGAAUUAAGUUUUAGAGUAUUUUUUGGAACAAUAAAUAAUUGUUUUUUAAGUGUUUUUUUUCAUAAUAACAGUAAUUAGAAGAAAGAUUGUUUAAAUACUGAGAAUUCACUUUAUCUUGUAGCCUUUUAAAUAUUUCGAACGAUUCAUGCAUUUCUAUUAACUUUCAAGUUUCAUAUAUAAAUUAUAUUCAUAGUUCAACAGAAUAUGCAUUUGUAUGGGUGAUGCUUAUAGUAAUUUUUUUUGCUUUUAGUUAUUUUUUGAUGAAUUGUUUAUUCUUUAGUGGUUAUAUGGCAUUUGCUACAACAUCAGUUAGAAAUACAUUUUAAAUUUUAUUAAUAAUAAUGGUUUCAACUAGUUUUUCUAUGAUAGUAGAUGAAUUGUAUAGAUAUAAUACUGUGUAACACUAAUUUGAGAAUUUUAGUAUAUUUUUUACUGUUUCUUUUAUUUUUCUUUGUUGUUGUUUUACUUAUAAUUUAAAGAAUUCAAAUUAUAAGGAUAUCAACUUUGAAAAUGCAGGAGAUCAAUAAAUAAAUAAAUAAAUGUUCAUAAUGAAUACUCUUUUAGAAGUAUCAAAUUAAGAUAUAAAUGUUGAUUUAUUUUUUAAAGGAAUUCUAUAAAGACAUAUGGAAGUAGAUUGUAGACACACAAUUAUAUAAGGUGAGGGUAGAUGUUUUUGUAAAAAGAAAAAGAUUUUUGAUUCUAAGAAAAAGAAAGAAGUAAGUUUAGAUGAUUGGUUAAUACAUAAAAAUAUAUUUGUUAAAUUCUUAAUGAAAUCAUGGAUUGAAAUAAAAUUAAAUUAAAAUCCUAAUUCAGUUGAAUUAUUAAUACUUUAUGCUAGAUUUAUGUUUUAUAAGUUUUAAAAUCAUUAAGUAUCAUUACACAUAUUGACAGAAUUAGAAAAACGUUUUCUAUUCAUUAUAAAUAGAUAUAAAGCAUAUCAACUUAAAACUUAGAUUAUGAAAUAUGUUAAACAUAGAAAUUAAUAGAGUUAUAGAGAGAAAUUAGAAACUUAAAAUGCACUAUAUAUUGAAGAUAUGAUUGAAACAAUAAAAAAGAAUAUUAAUAAUAUAAUGAUAUAAAAUUGUGUAUUUUGGAAAUGUUUAUAGAAAGAAGUUAUUGAUUUAGAAGAAUUGAAUGAAUUACUUAAAAAUUAAUUUGAUAAGAUAGAAUAAACUAAUUAAUUAUGGGUUUAAAUAUAAAAUUAUCUUGAUUUUAAAAAGAAAUGGAAAUUCUAUUAUGCUUGGUUUACUUUAUAUAUUGAAAAUAAGAAACUAAAAAAUAAAAUAUUAGAUAAUUUUUAAGGAUUAUCUGUUAAUGAAAAUGAUAUAUUCUCUGAAGAACUUUAAGAAAAUAAUUUGGAAGAAGACAUAGCUAGUAUUAAAUCUGAUUAAGAAUAAAAAGUAGAUAUGGAUAAAAUAGAUAUAAAGAGUAAACGUAUAGUAUUUGAUAAAAAAGCAUGUAUUAUAUAAACUAGUGAUGAUCCAGAUGCUAUAAUUAUAAAAGUAAAUAAAUAAUUUACUAAAAUUUUUGGAUACACAAGAGAAGAAGUUUCUAUGAAAUUCCCUAUUGCAUAAUUAAUGCCAGAUAUAUAUUCAAAAGUGCAUCCAUCAUUAUUAAAUGAUUAUAGAUUAACAGGAAAAGGACAUUCUCUCUAUUCUUAAAGAAAAGUAUAUUGUAUUCAUAAAACUGGAUAUAUGUUUACAGCAUAAAAAUUUUUAAAAUUAUAUGUUGAUUUGAAUGGGUAUUCUUAAUUUGUUGUUAUGUUAAGACCUACAGAUAUAAAUAAUGAAAAAAAACAUGAUGUAAUAAUUUUAAAUUCAGAUUGGGAAAUUAAUGGAAUGACUCCAAAUGUUAUAUAAUCAUUAUAAAUUGAUUAAGAUUUAUUUUAAAAAUAAAAAGUAUAAACACUUGUAAAUAUGCUUUUAUUUGCUCCUAAAUUGAUAUAAUUUAGUAGAGCAUGUUCAUUAAUAAAUGAAGAAACUGAUUUAGAAUUAUUUGGUAUGUAAAAAAAUAAGAAAAAACGUGAAUAAACAAUAAAAACAAAUAAAUCAAAUAUAAAUUAAGAUAAAAUAAAAAUUUAAGUAAAUAUGGCACUUUCAGGAUCAAGUAAUUAAGGUUUCCCAAAAAGUAAUAAUGCAAUUUCUUCAGAUGAUUAAUUAUCAAAUUAUCAUUAAAUGUAAUCAUUAGAAGUGCCUGAAGAUAAAUAAUUCUUUUAAUAUGCUAGUAGUGUUAGUGAUAAAAAUGAAGCAUAAGAUUUUAAACAUUAAAUUGAUUAAUAUUCUGAAAUGUAAAAAGAUAUAAAUGAAUAAUUGAAUAAAAAAGUAGAUGAAUAAAUUAAAUAAAUGUAUGAAACCUAAUAUUAAAACAAUUAUAAAAGAAUAUAAACUAAAUAUGAUAAUAAUUAAGCAGAACUUAGUGAUGAUAAUCUUAGUAGAGAUGAAAUUAUUAAAAUGAAAGGAUAAUUUAUAUUAGAAGGAAAAGUUAAUAAUGGUGAACCUAUAACUUUUCAUAUGAAAUUAUCUGAUUAAUUUAUGACAGCUUGUAAACAUUAUUCUGAUUCCAAAUAUAAAUUAUAUUAAAUUAAAAAAUAAUAAGAUGAUGUAAAAUAUAUAUAUCAUUAUUUAAGCAUGUUAAAUUAGAAGAAAAAUAAGAUUAAGAAAAAGAAAAUAAAAAAUCUAAAGUUAAUGAAUCCAAAUAAUUAGUCAAAUAAGGAACUUAACAAAGAGAAUUCAAAAAGAAAGCUCGUUUAAUGUUUUAAAAAGCAGCAGAAAGAAGAAAAAAUGAUGAAGAUAGAAAUUAUUAUGAAUUAAUUAAAGAAAUAUAUAGGGAUAUAUUAAAAAAACAAACUAAAGUUAAAUCAUAUAAAAUAAUAUGCACUAUGGCAUUUUAUAAAAUAAGAGAUGAGAGAAUUGGUAUUAUGAAAGUUACAAAUAUUUAAGAAAUCUUAAAAAAUAAAAUAAGACCUAAUGUUAAAAAACAAUCAUAAAUGUUGUAAAAAGGUUAUUCAAGAGGUAUAAUAUAAUUAUUAUAUUAUAGAUUUGACUCAUUUAAGAAGUAUCUAAAAUAUUGAUGGACCUAAAUAUAUGACUAUGACUAGUGAUGGUGAAAGUAAAAUAAUAUCUCCACCUUUACCAUACUCUACAUAACCAAAUUCAAAAAGUAAUAUCAAAGUUAAUAAUAAAUAAAAUGGUUUAGGAUAUUAAUUAUAAAAAGAAGAUAAUUUAGAAGAUCCAGAUGAUAAGGAUGCUUUAGUCAAUUACAAAGGUUAACCUAAAAUGAUAAAUUGGGAAACUUUUUAAAAUUAAUUUAAAAUGUAAUAAGGCACAUAAAGUUUUUCUCUUAAUGUUCUUGAUAAUAUUUUUAGAAAAGAAGACAAUAAUAAACCAAGAAAAUUCUUAGUAAAAAUAUCAUAUUUAAGUUGGUUUCUCAGAUUCAUGUACAUUACUAUUUUGACUUUAAAUCUAAUUACUUAUUUUCUUAAACCUUACACUGUAAUUAUUCUAUUAUAAUUUAUUAGGAUUUCAUACCAAUUAAGAAUCAAUCUUCUAGAAUAUUUCAACUUUCUUAAAUGUAAACAUAUUUAAUUGAAGCAUAUGAUACAGUAAUGGAUAUACUAUUAUAUAAAGAUGCUGAUUUUGCAACAUUAUUAGUUAAUGGAGUUGCUUUAGGAACAUAGGAGCAAUUCUUUUCUUAUUAAACAAAAUAAAUAGAUUCUGGUUAUGAAUUUAUUAAAUAAUAAAUGAAAGAUUUAGAUUAACAAUAUACAUUUUUAGAUGAGUCAAUAUUCUUUAGUAAUUCUGUACUUGAUGAAACUAUUUUUGAUGUUUAAAAUGUGCCUAUAACAUUAGAUUAUAAAGAUGCUUUUACUAAAGUUAUUUUGGUUGAACAUUAGAUAUCUAUUAUGACGGUAGAUUAAUUAAUUUAAUUAACUGAGACAAAUUCAAUAGUGAAAUACAUUAGAAAGAUCACAAUACCUACUAUAUAUGAAGAAAUAAAUUCUGCAAUAAUAACAUUAUCAGAAAUGCUGACUGAUAAAUCUAAUUCUAUGUCUAAUUUUGUAAUUACUGUAUUAAUAAUGGAAUCAUGUAUUUUUAUAAUUGGUUUUUUUGGAUUAUUAUUGAUAAUAGUUUGGAUAUGUCAAACAUAUAAAGCAGUAUUAAAAAUGUUUAUAAUGAUUAAGAAAAAUGAUCUCAAUAAAAUUGUCAAAUAGUAAUCAUUUGUAUAGACUUAAUUUUAAUAUGUUUUGGCAAAAGAUGAUGAGAUUUCAGGAAUUAAUCCUUAAUAUGAGAAAAAAUUUAUAAUGAAUAACAAAACUAAUUAUUAAUAAUAAUAGAAUUUUUUGUUGAUUAAUGAAAUUGAAGAUUAAAAUAUUAUGAAAAGAAAAGAUAAGAAAAUCUUAGAAAAAUAAUUAUUAAGAAAACUAACAAUUAAAAUGUCUUUUAUAUACAUAUUAUUUGUUUUAGUUUCCUCAUCUGCUUCAUUAUUAUUCUUUUUGACAUUAAGUGAUUCAUCAAAAAAAAUAACUUAAAUAAUUAAUAUUGGUUAAAAUUCCAUAUUUGAUUUUAGUGAUAGUUAGUUAUUAUUAGUUUCUGUAAAGGAAAGAUUUUUUAAUACUGAAUAAUAUGAUUCAUAAUGUUUACCUACUAUUAAAGACAUUUUAGAAUCUUAACUAUCAGAUAUCAAUGUUGCUCCAUCAAUUGAUAAUCCUAAUUAUGGUAGCUAUUAUGAUAGUUUUCAAUCAAUUUAUUUCAAUAAUUUAUGUUUAUUCCUUUAUGAAAAUCAAUAUUUUGAUGAAGUAGCAUAUAAAGAUUGUGAAACAAUGUUGAAUGGAAAAUUAAAAUAAGGAAUAGUAGCAUUUAAUUAAUUAUAUUCAUCAAUAACUUAAGGUAUUUAAUAUAUAAUAUUAAAUUUAGAUUAUGUUUUAAAUAAAGAAACAAGAUUUGGUUAAAUUAAUUUGGAAUCUAUUUGGUAAUAUAAUGUAGCUAUUGACUAUAUAAAAUCAGCAUUCAAAGUACUUUUAACUAGUUGGUCUAAUGAUUUAGGAUAAUUGAUAGAUGAAGAUUAUACUUUAAUAUUGGUGUUAUUAAUAGUGAUGGUAGUGUUUUAAUUUUUAGUUUUUGUAAUUGUAGCAGAGAUGUAUUUAGUUAAUUAAUUAAAUACAACAUUUUAAUUUUACAGAAAGAUUUAUAAAUCCUAUAUGCCUAAUGAUAUCAUCCAAAAAGAGAAGAUCAUAAGGGCUUCACUAAUAAAAUACAAUAUAAUAAAACGAUGA